AUGGCUGCCGCCGGCAUGGCUUGUCGUUCGGGGCUGAGGUGGAGGGCGAAGGUGGCGCGGGGAGCCCUCGGGGGCCCCGGAACCGCGGGGCCCUGCCUGAAGGGAGCGGGCUGCCUUCGGCUGGCGCGGUCGGGUCUGACUAGAAGCCACUGGAGCGCCGCUGGAGACCGUAAAACGGUGUCUGUAGAAGUGGGGAGCAGAAAGCUGGAAAUUUCCUCUGGAAAACUAGCCAGGUUUGCUGAUGGGUGUGCUGUCGUGCAGCUAGGUGAUACGUCUGUGAUGGUGACAGCAGUCAGUAAAACGAAGCCUUCUCCAUCUCAGUUUAUGCCUUUGGUGGUUGACUAUCGACAAAAAGCUGCUGCAGCUGGAAGGAUUCCCACCAAUUAUCUGAGAAGAGAACUUGGUACCACUGAUAAAGAAAUUCUUACCAGCAGAGUAAUAGAUCGGUCAAUUAGACCACUUUUCCCAGCAGGCUACUAUUAUGAUACACAGAUCCUUUGUAAUCUUUUAGCUGUUGAUGGUAUCAAUGACCCUGAAGUGCUGGCAAUCAACGGAGCUUCUGCAGCCCUUGCAUUAUCAGAUAUUCCAUGGAAUGGCCCAGUUGGUGCUGUGAGAGUAGGAAUGGUUGAUGGAGAAAUCAUAGUUAAUCCCACUCGAAAAGAAAUGUCUUCUAGUAUUUUGGACUUAAUUGUCACUGGAGCUCCUCGUAGCCAGAUUGUUAUGUUGGAAGCUGCAGCAGAAAACGUAUUGCAGCAGGAUUUCUGCCAUGCCAUCAAAGUGGGAGUGAAGCAUGCCCAGCAGAUAAUUCUAGGCAUACAACAGCUGGCAAAAGAGCAGGGUGUUGUCAAGAGGGCUGUCCAGAAGUUUUUCACUGCUCCGGAGGAGAUUGUGGAUUGUGCAAAGCAGAUUGCAUCUGAAAAGGUUACUGCAGUGUUCUCGGAUUUCAGCCAUGAUAAGAUUUCAAGAGAUGAAGCAAUUAACAAACUAAGACUUGAAACAGAAGAACAGCUGAAAGAAAAGUUCCCCGAGGCAGAGCCUUAUGAAAUAAUGGAAUCGUUUAAUGUCGUUUCCAAGGAAAUUUUGAGAAAUCUUGUUCUCAAUGAGUACAGAAGGUGCGACGGUCGAGACCUGACUUCACUUAGAAAUAUCAGCUGUGAAGUGGAUAUGUUCAAAACUCUUCAUGGGUCAGCAUUAUUUCAGAGAGGUCAAACCCAGGUCCUGUGUACAGUUACGUUUGAUUCAUUGGAAUCGAGUGUAAAAUCUGAUCUUAUCACAACAGCUAUAAGUGGAAUAAAGGAAAAAAACUUCAUGCUCCAUUACGAGUUCCCUCCAUAUGCAACUAACGAAAUUGGCAAAAUUACCGGUAUAAACAGAAGAGAACUUGGUCAUGGUGCACUUGCAGAGAAGGCUUUGAGGCCAGUGGUUCCCCGAGAAUUUCCUUUCACAAUAAGGGUUACUGCAGAAGUACUGGAAUCCAAUGGAUCAUCAUCAAUGGCCUCCGCGUGUGGAGGGAGUUUAGCACUGAUGGAUGCAGGAGUCCCAAUAUCAUCUGCGGUAGCAGGUGUUGCUGUAGGUUUGAUUACGAGGCCUAAUCCUGAAAAAAAUGGAGACAUUGAAGAUUAUCGCUUGUUAACAGACCUUCUGGGAAUAGAGGAUUAUCAUGGUGAUAUGGAUUUCAAAAUGGCUGGGACAAAUAAAGGAAUAACAGCUUUGCAGGCUGACAUCAAACUACCAGGGAUACCCCUAAAAAUUGUAAUGGAAGCUAUUCAGCAAGCCACUGUGGCAAAGAGAGAAAUCUUGCAGAUUAUGAAUAAAACCAUUGCAAAACCUAGAGCAAGCCGAAAAGAAAAUGGACCACUUGUAGAAACUGUUGAAGUGCCACUAUCGAAAAGGGCGAGAUUUGUUGGCCCAGGAGGUUACAAUUUAAAGAAAAUUCAAGCUGAAACUGGAGUGACUGUUAGCCAAAUAGAUGAAGAGACGUUUUCUGUGUUUGCUCCGACCCCAGCUGCUAUGCACGAAGCACGAGAAUUUAUUACUGAAAUCUGCAAAGAUGAUCAGGAGUAUCAGUUGGAAUUUGGAGCCAUUUAUACAGCCACAAUAACUGAACUGAGAGAUAUUGGAGUGAUGGUUAAAUUGUACCCAAACAUGACUCCAGUUCUCCUUCACAACUCUCAGCUGGAUCAAAGAAAGAUCAAGCAUCCUAGUGCUCUUGGAUUAGAGGUCGACCAAGAAAUCCAGGUAAAAUACUUUGGUCGUGACCCAACCGAUGGCAGAAUGAGGCUUUCGCGGAAAGUGCUUCAGUCUCCGGCUACAUCUGUUGUUAAGACACUAAGUGACAAAAAUAGUAUAGUAAUGGGAAGUGCUAUCCCAGAGUCUGCUAGCUCGCCAUCAUAGCAACUUCUGAAACCCCAGGAACUCCUAUGGACUUAUCAGUACUGUGAUU
Molecule: messenger RNA, 2443 nt
Organism: Euleptes europaea (tarantolino)
Lineage: Eukaryota; Metazoa; Chordata; Lepidosauria; Squamata; Sphaerodactylidae
Gene: PNPT1
Product: polyribonucleotide nucleotidyltransferase 1
Exons: 28
Coding region: 1-2394 (797 amino acids)
Biological process (GO): mitochondrial RNA 3'-end processing; mitochondrial mRNA catabolic process
Cellular component (GO): cytosol; mitochondrion
Molecular function (GO): 3'-5'-RNA exonuclease activity; polyribonucleotide nucleotidyltransferase activity; RNA binding
Source: RefSeq, a predicted model, not a curated record